AUGAUGCUGGACCAUGAGUUAACAUCCACCACCACUCAUUUGUAUGGAUUUACCGGAGAUAACAUCACUCCGAGAGGAAAAAUCACACUCGCAGUAGAGAUGGGGGAGUCUCCCCAAACCACAAUGAACUUCAUGAAAUUACUUGUUGUCGACAAUCGAUCGGCCUACCAUGGAGUAUUGGGUAGGCCAGCCCUAAAGGAAUUAGGAGCCAUCACCUCCAUCCACCACCUAUGCAAGAAAUUCCCGAUGGAAAAUGGGGUGGCAACGGUGAGAAGUGACCAAAGAGGUUCAAGAGAGUGUUAUCUAAACUCCAUCAGAAAGGCCGAGCCCCAAGACAUCCAUGUAAUUAUUGUCGACAAAGUCAUGAUUGAUGUCCCAGGUGAUGCUCCCGUUGACCCGAAAGAUGUCGAAAUGAUUGACGCCCCACCCAAGCCGGAAUUAUUGGUCAUCGAUGAGAUUGAUCCCCUCAUAAUUGAACAUGAACCUCAAGCAUCCCCAGUCAGUAAGGGCUUGUCCAACACUUCGAAAGAAAAGCUGAAAGAUUUCCUAAGUAGGAAUCUCGAUAUCUUUGCUUGGAGGCAUGAGGGCUUGGUAGGUAUAGACCCCAAGGUCAGUUGCCACCACCUGAAAAUUGAUCCUAAAAUUGCCUCGCAUAGACAGAAAGGGAGAGCCCUUAAUCCUGAGAGGUACGAGACCCUGAAGGAAGAAGUUCGGAAGCUCAUCAAAAAUGGUUUCAUCAGGGAGGCCACCUAUCCGAUGUGGGUCUCCAAUCUAGUUUUAGUGAAGAAACACAGCGGCAAGUGGAAGGUGUGCAUCGAUUUCACUAACCUUAACAGAGCUUGCCCGAAGGACAGCUUUCCACUUCCAAGUAUUGACCAACUGGUAGACUCCAUAGCUGGGCAUGAGUUAUUGAGCUUCAUGGACGUUUACUCCGGCUACAACCAAAUUCCCAUGCACCCAGCCGAUGAGGAACACACAUCUUUCAUUAUAGACCGAGGCCUUUACUUCGACAAGAUGAUGCCCUUCAGCUGGAGACCAUUUAACGCACCUCAACAGCACCUUCCAAAUCUUGAGAAGAUAUAG
This is a messenger RNA of Olea europaea var. sylvestris, 1083 nucleotides long. RefSeq lists its product as uncharacterized. NCBI's taxonomy places the organism in Eukaryota, Viridiplantae, Streptophyta, Magnoliopsida, Lamiales, Oleaceae. The transcript has 3 exons. The coding region runs from base 1 to 1083 and encodes 360 amino acids. The record is from RefSeq and is a predicted model, not a curated record.